AGGUGAGGCAAGUGAUGUUUAUCGUUAACUAUAGUGACAGUGUAUUUUCUCGUGUGUAAAUGAGAAAAUUGUUUUCGCUGUGUCUCCUAUAGUUCGAUGUUUGGAAGUCGUAAUUCGCUUCCCGUACUUAGUUGCGUGUAAGGGUCGAGUGACUGCUAAAUACUCGUGCCUCGUAACUGUGAUUAUCAGCCUUGUAUUGUGCUGUGGAUGUCACGUUGGGAGAUGUUCUCCUAGUUAUUUGUGGUAUUUUAUUAAUUACGCUCAUUAUAUGUUAACUUCGGUUACUCACUUUUUGUUUGUUCGAAACUGAACAUGAAGUCAGUAACUGAUAUUUUGAGAGAAGCUCAGGCUUUCGGUUUGAAUCCUGAAGUUAUUGAAAGAUUAUUAGAACAUGAACAAGCAAGAGACGAACGCGAGGAGCGAGCUUCUGAACGAGAGAUAAAAAAGUUAGAAUUAGAAUUAGAAGAGGCCGAUAAGCGCCGCUCUCACGAACUGGCUAUGGCCCAGUUAUCAUGUUCUAAUGCCGAAAGUAAGAGUACAUCUCUUCAAAUGUAUGAUAAUUUCCGAUUGCCUACUUUUCACGAUGGCCAAGAUGAGAUAGAUAGCUAUUUGCAAAGAUUUGAGCGGUUAGCUGCUCUACAUAAAUGGGAUAAACAAGAUUAUCACGUGUAUUUAGGAUCAGUUUUGAGAGGCCAUGCGUUGAAAGUAUACGUAUCAUUACCUGACGAGACGGUGAAAGACUACGAGAAGUUGAAAGAGGCUUUACUCAGAGCUUACUCGGUGGAUGCCGAUAGGUACAGACGUUUGUUCAGGGAGAGUAAAUGUGGGGAGAAAGAAUCUUACAUUCAAAUGGUAGUUCGAAUGGAGCAGUACUUAGACAGAUGGAUUUCCUUGAGUGAUAUUGAUAAGGAUUAUAAUUCACUUUUCGACUUCUUGGUCAGAGAACAGCUUCUUAAUAAUUGCAGUGCUGAUUUAAGGGUUUUCUUAAAAGAACAUCAUUAUAAUAGUGCUACCGAAAUGGCAGAGGCUGCGGAACGAUACAGGAGUGCGCAUAACUUUCGCGGUCGAUCGCAGAGGAUUUCUCAGCAAAGUAAGACUAAUGUAACGAAGGAUAGUGAACUGAUUUGCCAUGGAUGUGGUAAGGCUGGUCACAUUAGGCCUCAAUGUCCUGAAAAUCCUAGAAAUUAUAAGAAAAUAAGCACUAGCAAAGUUAACUUUGUUUUUGAGUCGGAACUUAAACCAAACAGGUGUAUAAUUGAUGAUAAUGGGUGUGUUUUCAAUAAACGAGCUGAAGUAAUGUUGGAUUCUGGUUGCUCUACAAUUGUUGUGAAGGACAGUCUCGUGCCAUCAAAUUACAAAUAUGGGAAACUCGUGAAGGUGUAUGAUUACUUGGGAAUUUCUAAUUAUUUUCCUCAGAUAAGGUGUUUUAUUAAGUCAAAGUUCUUUACUGGCUGGGUUAAUGCCAUAGCAGCGCCUAUAAAAUUUGCAGACAUAUUAAUUGGCCUUUUUCCAGGUGUUAAAAUCCCGCCUGACUCCAAACCUGCCAAUCUUGAUCUUGAUCCUUUCGAAUCGUCGGAAGAUUCUCGCUCCCCCCCUUCUAACUCUCCGAAUCAUUUGCCUAAGGAUCUGAGGUGUUUGCUGAAUAAAUUACGAUUGCAUGGCUUAACGGCUGGUAUAAGUAAGUGCUUCUUUGGGUAUAAUAAAAUAAAUUAUCUUGGAGUUGUUCUUGGAGAGAAUGUUAUUAAACCACCUGAAGACAGAAUUAAAGCUAUUGAGUUAAUGCCUUUGCCAGAUACCAAAAAGGAACUAAGAUCUUUUAUUGGAACAAUUUCAUACUAUAGAAAAUUCAUACCAAAAUUUGCUAACAUUAGUGCUCCUAUGAAUGAGCUACUGAAGAAGAAUUCAAGUAAUAAACUGAAUUGGAACAAUGAACAAGUUUCUAGUUUUCUUGAGUUAAAAUCCAAACUCUCGGAUAAACCAAUCCUGUCUCUUCCUGACUAUUCGAAGACCUUUUUCUUACGGUGUGAUGCUUCCGAGAAUGGCAUUGGGCGGUUUUGCUUCAGGAACAUAAUGGAACAAAGAUGCCUAUAGCUUAUGCUAGCCGAAAGCUACUUGAUAGGGAAAAGAAUUUUGCAACUAUUGAAAAGGAAUGUUUGUCAAUCGUUUGGGCUAUCAACAAAUUUAAAACUUACAUCUAUGGUAAGGAGUUUGUACUUGAAACUGACCAACAGCCCUUAAUUUAUCUCAGGAACAUGAGAAAUUCAAAUGGAAAAUUAAUGAGAUGGGCUCUAGCAUUACAAGGUUAUUCAUAUAGAAUACAAUACAUAAAAGGUAAAGAAAAUGUAGGUGCGGACGUUCUGAGCCGCUGUGUUAAGUAAAUGUUAUGUAAAUGACAUAAAAUCAUUAGAUUUUAUGCUUGGUUAUGGGGCAUUGUAAAGGUAUUCAAUAACAUAUUUACCUUGAUGUAUAAAUUAGAUUGUAUACUGUUGUGAUAUUGGGUAAUGAAGACCUUGUUAAUCCGAUUUUUAAGUACUACUAAAAUAUUGCGAAAUAUUUAUACAUAUUAAGGAUGUAUAUUUAAAUGUUUAUUUUCUUUGUUGAAAAGUAAGUUUCCUCGUACCCCCUUAUUGUAAUGCGCAUGCGCGUAGGUAUGCCUC
Messenger RNA from Penaeus monodon (black tiger shrimp), 2657 nucleotides. RefSeq lists its product as uncharacterized. Bases 313 to 2091 code for a protein of 592 amino acids. The record is from RefSeq and is a predicted model, not a curated record. Gene Ontology annotation, molecular function: zinc ion binding; nucleic acid binding. NCBI's taxonomy places the organism in Eukaryota, Metazoa, Arthropoda, Malacostraca, Decapoda, Penaeidae. The transcript has 2 exons.